Molecule: messenger RNA, 1361 nt
Organism: Sander lucioperca (pikeperch)
Lineage: Eukaryota; Metazoa; Chordata; Actinopteri; Perciformes; Percidae
Product: chemokine-like protein TAFA-5
Exons: 4
Coding region: 583-960 (125 amino acids)
Biological process (GO): G protein-coupled receptor signaling pathway
Molecular function (GO): receptor ligand activity; G protein-coupled receptor binding
Source: RefSeq, a predicted model, not a curated record
CUCCUCCUUCAACCAGCCGGUCCGCAGGGCGACAUACCCGGCGGGGAAACGUGCAGCAUGCCCGCUGAGCAGCUCCAGCCGGGCCCGGUGUCGGUUUUUCCACUUCUGGGGGGAUUUACGUGGACAAGCGGACAGGGACUCCCGAUGGAUCCGAAGCGCAGAGAGCUGUAAGUUGGAGGCGGGAAACUGGAAAACUUCUUCUCCGGAGCAAAAUUCUUGUAUUGUGAUGAACAUGCUGUGGUGGAGGGAAUCACCCCGGGCAUCUGCUGCUGCUGCUGCCGGCCGCAGCUGCGCACCGUGACCCGCAGGGGAGCGCGGCGAGGACCUCGGCAGCUUCACCCGGAGAGUCCCGGGAGGGACAACAAAACAUCUUAGCUGCUGCUUUGCUUCUCCACUGUGGAUUUGUCACUUCAGGCUCGUGCGUGAUUUCAUAGGCUAUCCCGGAGAUGCCAGCCGUCUCUGGUCUCCGUCCUCCUGUGGAUCGGAUCGGGAUGGAUGUGGCGCAGUGAGGAGGCACCAGCCUGCGGAUAAUCACAGUUUGGACUUUUUUGGUUCCCCGCGUGCGGCUCGCGGCUCUCCCUCAUGCAGCUCCUCCGGCUGGCCUGGGCUCUGACUGCCGCUGCGGUCUGCUUCGUGCUCCUCCUGAUGCUCCACAACCACAUCCUGAGAGAAGGUCAGCUGGCGGCGGGGACCUGUGAGGUCGUCACUCUGGACCGCGACAGCAGCCAGCCGAGGAGGACCAUCGCCCGACAGACGGCCCGCUGCGCCUGCAGGAAGGGACAGAUCGCCGGGACGACCCGAGCCAGACCGGCCUGCGUCGACGUUGGUAUCGUGUGGACUCGACAGUGGUGCGAGAUGUCUCCGUGUUUGGACGAUGAAGGCUGCGGUCUCCUGGUCAAUCAGUCGGGCUGGACCUGCACGCAACCAGGAGGCCGAGUCAAGACCACCACGGUCUCCUGACAGCGGCGGCGAGGACACACGCUCCGCAGAGAAAGAGAGACAGGUUCCCAUUGUCCAUUGCCCAUCCAUCAUCGCCAAGUGCACCAAUCAUCAGCCGCUAACAGAGCCGAGGUCCGGGGCCAGGGUGGCGUCACUUCCUGCCUCAUGCUUGGGCGAACUGUGCAAACGGCAGCCUGAAGUUGUUCUUCUUUCUGGGGGAAAGAACUGUGUUUAUUUUCCAGGAGAUUUAAAAAAAAAAAAAAAAAAGAGGAAUAUUAUGACGAGCUGCUGGAUGGAUUUGUUUUUCGUUUGGCAACAAACUCUGUUUCUUUUUACAGACCAAAGAUGAACAGAGCCGACGAUGAGACGUUUUAAAGACACACCACCAUAUCUCUGUAAAGAAACAAACACAUUGUGAUAUU